AUGUCUACUACCGUAUGGGAGCAAGAAAAGGAAAGGGGAAAGUCGGUCCCUGUCACGGUUCACAACGUCGAUAUUGAGGCUWCCGAAUCCGACAAUGAUAGCUCCGUCGACAGCUUCACGGUCCUCGUCGCCGAAGACCAUCAACAUGACAUCUCUCUCCGAACCAUGUCCUGGCAGAAAGCAGCUUGGCUCCUCGCUGGAGACCAAGUCUGUCUCGCUAUCAUGGCUCAAUCUUGGUCUCUCUCUGUUCUUGGCUGGGUCCCAGGCAUCAUCACAAUGCUCGUAGCCGGAGCGCUCUUCUGGAUUACCUCCAUCACAAUGCACAAGUUCAUCAUGAAACAUCCACRAAUAAGGGAUAUCUGUGACUUUGGAUACUAUGCAUUCGGGAAGAGCAAGGUGGCAUACUGGUUCACAGCAUUCAUGCUGCUUGCUAACAACAUCCUGCUCAUUGGCUUCCACAUCCUCACUGGUGCCAAGGUCCUCAACACACUCUCCGACCACAGCAUGUGCACCGUCGUAUUCUCAGUCAUUGCAACUGUCAUGGGUAUCACCAUGUCGGUCCCUCGCACGCUCAAGCAUGUCUCAUUCAUGUCCAUGUUCUCGGCCGCAUGCAUGGGAAUUGCGAUCCUCCUCUUCCUUGUCUUCGCCGGAAUCGAGAAGAAUCCCCUUUUUGGAUACAACGGAUCAUACCCCGAGGCUGGCGAAGUCAUGACCACCGCCUUCCCAGCAAAGGGGACCACAUGGGUGGCUUGCAUGAACGCCGUCUUGAACAUCACAUUCCUCUGGGUGCCUCAGAUCCUCUUCCCUACCUUCAUUUCCGAAAUGGAGAAGCCACAGGACUUUCCCAAGGCACUCGCUGUCCUGGCUGGAAUCUCCGGGUUCCUAUUCAUCGUCCCACCGGCCAUUGGAUAUCAUUUCCUUGGACAGUAUACCACGGCACCAGCGUUUGGAAGCUUGGGCACCGACGUCUACAAAAAGGGCUCUUUCGCCUUCGUCAUCGUGCCCACCUUGGUCAUUGGUGUCAUCUACGCCAACGUCUCUGCAAAGUUCGUCUACAGCCGCAUUUGGGGCAAGUCUCGCCACGCACACUCCAACACCGUCAUUGGCUGGGCAAGCUGGGUUGGUGUCAUGGCAGCAAUCUGGCUGGUUGCAUUCGUCUUUGCAGAGGUCAUCCCUAGCAUGGGAGAUUUCCUCUCCCUCCUCGGCGCCGCAUUCGACUCCUUCUUCGGCUUCAUCUUCUUCGCCGUGGCAUACUACCAGCUUUACCAGGGCAAGUUUUUCACCAGCCCCCUGCGAUCGGUCCUGACGAUUGUGCAUGUCUUUGUCAUGAUCUGUGGACUCUUCCUUCUGGGACCAGGACUCUAUGCUGCUGUCAAGGCCAUCAUGGCGGACUACUCCAGUGGUGUCAAGCCUGCGUUUAGCUGCGCGAAUGUGUCGAUAUAG
This is a messenger RNA of Ramularia collo-cygni, 1443 nucleotides long. Its product is annotated as related to neutral amino acid permease. The record is from RefSeq and is a predicted model, not a curated record. The transcript has a single exon. Lineage: Eukaryota; Fungi; Ascomycota; Dothideomycetes; Mycosphaerellales; Mycosphaerellaceae. Gene Ontology annotation, molecular function: amino acid transmembrane transporter activity. Bases 1 to 1443 code for a protein of 480 amino acids. Gene Ontology annotation, biological process: amino acid transmembrane transport. Gene Ontology annotation, cellular component: vacuolar membrane.